Xenopus laevis (African clawed frog) is the source of this 3244-nucleotide messenger RNA. RefSeq names its product protein PHTF1-like (gene phtf1.L). The record is from RefSeq and is a predicted model, not a curated record. The transcript is spliced from 18 exons. Bases 182 to 2308 code for a protein of 708 amino acids. NCBI's taxonomy places the organism in Eukaryota, Metazoa, Chordata, Amphibia, Anura, Pipidae. Gene Ontology annotation, cellular component: endoplasmic reticulum.
AGGAAGUGAUUGCAGUUUGUGAGAAAGUGGGAUCUCCUUUGUAAUACUUUAGAAAAUACACCUGGCUAUCAGUGCAUUAAGAUCAAGAUCACGUUACCCUGCUGUACUCAGACUAGACAACCACUGCAGAUAAUGCAAGAAUUCAGCACUGGUUGACAUUUUGACUACUCAAUGGCAAAAGAUGGUUGCUGAAACGAGAGAUGCCAUAUCUUGGUAUCAAGAGAAGAUUGGGGCCUAUGAUAAGCAAAUAUGGGAGAAAUCAGUGGAACAGACCGAGAUCAAGGGUCUAAGGAACAAACCAAAGAAGAUGGUCAAUAUUAAAUCUGACCUGAUUGAUGUUGAUCUGGUGAGAGGAUCAACAUUUGUCAAAACUAAGCCAGAAAGCCCUUGGACGUCUCUUACUCGGAAAGGCUUAGUGAGGGUGUUGUUAUUCCCAUUGUUUUGCAAGUGGUGGGUGCAGGUGACUAGCCCUGGGGUUUUCAUAUGGUUACUAAUUCUAUACAUCAUGCAAGUAACAGCCAUUGUCUUUUAUUCCAUGGUGCCUGUUGCUAGUGCAAGCGAGCAGAUUGGACCUUUGUGCUUAAUGCUUCUUCUAGGAACGGUUCAUUGUCAGAUAGUAUCAACCAAAAGUAGCAUAAUAUCAGGGACAGGUGGAAACAAAAUAUUAAGAGUUAAAACUGGAAACCUAUCAAAAAAGAUGUGCGAUACAGACAGUAAUUCCCAUAAUUUUCAUACUGUGGCAAAGGACAGAACUUCUUUUAGACCUGGGAUUCAUCAGUCUAACAAUGAGGCAUCCGAUGGGGAUAACAAUCAGUUUCAAUUGAAUGGUAAUGGUAUAUCAGAAGAUCUGACAAGUGAAGACGAUAUGGAUGCAAAGAAUGAAAUGUCUUCCCUGCAAAGAAGUACAGAAGAGGCAUCAGGUGAUAAUGGAUGCACUCUAACCAAGAGGAAUUUGCACUCAGUUGCUAAAAAGAGCACUCAGGAAAAGUUCAAAAAGGAAAGGCAGCCUUCCUGGGAGUCAGAUAGUUCUGUUGAGACAGAAGAAGAAGAAUCGGUCUUCAGCCAGGCCUCCAGAUCUGGAAAAAGCGGCAGCUCUCAUAGUUACAGCAUUUCCCAUCGGGAUUCAGAGAGCACUCGGCAAGGCUCAGAGACUGAGGAUAUGAUUAUGGAUGACCUCCUGCAUGGCCCCCAGUGCCUAUCAUCAUAUGAAAGUGACAGCGAUGACAUUCUCUCGCAGAGCUGCAAUGGAGGGAAUAGGAAGGCAUCAACAAAAGAUGUUUUCCAACUGAACCAAUUAUUUUGGCUUCAGGACACUAGUCCAACAUCACAAAAAGUGAGUGCCUUAAUAUGGGAAAGGGAAGAGUUUAAGAAGAUCGAUAUGUCUGUGUUGGAUAUCAGUGGCAUCAUCAUGAAACAAGUGAGUUUCUAUAAACAUGGUUUGGGCUAUCAAAUGCUGGGAAACCUUGUCACAUUGUGUUUGGCUGUUUUUCCAUUCCUGUUCCAUCUUUUCCAUUGUCGGGAUGUUGAGCAAAUCAUUUCAGUGUCAAGAGAAGAGCUCCUCACAAUUUUUUGUGGAGGACCUCCAACGCCUAUUGUCUUAGCACUCUCGCUCAUUAACCUUGUGUUGCGUGCAUGUCUGACUUGGAUCUUCUUCUUCUUCAUGUGUGUGGCUGAAAGAACAUACAAACAGAGAUUCCUGAUAGCCAAGCUGUUCAGCCAUCUGACGUCAGCUAGGAAAGCCCUGAAAUACAAAAUUCCUCACUUUAGACUAAAUAAGAUUCAGAACAUAAAGAUGUGGCUGUCAUUGCGUUCAUAUCUAAAGAGAAGAGGACCCCAAAGAUCUGUGGAUGUGAUUGUGUCUUCAGUCUACUUAGUUACCCUUUCCAUAGCAUUCAUUUGUUGCGCUCAGGUCUUACAUGGAUAUACCACUUUUCUGAACUCCGUACAUAACUGGGAAUUCUUAAUUUGGGAGACAACACUCUUGAUUUUCCUUCUACGUCUGACUUCUCUGGGCUCUGAAACAAACAAAAAGUAUAGCAAUGUUUCAGUCCUACUUACUGAAGAGAUUAAUUUAUACCUUAAAAUGGAAAAGAAGCCAAACAAAAAAGAGAAACUCUCUUUAGUAAAUAAUGUCCUAAAGCUAUCAUCCAAACUCAUCAAAGAAAUUGACACACCUUUUCGACUGUAUGGACUUGCUGUGAACCCUUUAAUCUACAACAUAACACGCGUAGUCAUCCUUUCUGCUGUGUCAGGUGUCGUUAGUGACCUUUUGGGAUUUAACAUUAGGCUCUGGAAAAUAAAGCCAUGAACCUACGGAAAGACUCAAGACUCAAUCAAGAACGAAUGUUCAAAGUAUUAUUCCCACACUGUUUAGUAAGAAUAUUAAACUUGGUGAACUAUAGAAACUCUCUUUGAGAAGCGAUGAGUGGAUAAAAGCAUUAAUGCUGGCCUCCUCCACUGCCAGUAUAUGCAUCCAAAUUAUACGUAACAAGACUAAUAGCUCAAGUCAGAAGUGAGGUGUUCUAAUUUUAUUGCUGCAUUCAAGACAUACAAGACAGGAUCAAAAGUUCCCCCUUUGCAGUGAUGUCACACUUAGGGGGGGGCGUGGUGACAAGAGGGGAGAUAGGCAGCAGGAGCAGAAGAACCCAAACUAGGGGUAGGCAGUAGAAUUUUCAAAAGGUACUUGCCCAGUGUACCCCCUCCACCCUUGUUCCCUAGGCAGGUGACUCUUCUGCCUACCCCAUGUUUCAGCCCUGGUGUAGUGACACCUAGUGGUACAUAGGUUCAGGUUAUUGUGAAGAAGUAUUCUCACCAGUUUAGAGGCACCUUGGUACCCUCCAGUUAAAGCCUGUGUCCUUUUUAAAGCCUUUUUGUCCUUUUUCUGCUGAACAUCCCUACACAGGCAAGGUGUAUUCUGGGAGUGCUACUUCCACACUACUAUUUUUCGGUGAAGCAAAUGCUACUCUUGCACAUUAAGUCUGCUUAACUCAAAACUCCUAUGAGUGUGCCAAGACAGAAGCUGAUAUCCACUGCCUACAUCGUUCAUUGCAUCCCUAUUCCCCUACUACUUUAAGGUACAUAAGGUACAUUAGGGUAACAAUUUAGAUACUGGGGCCUAGCACAUCCACAUCUGGUACUAGAUGGAGAUCAGAGAGGUGCUCCCUCCCAUUAAAAUGGGUUGUUCAUCUUUAAAUUAAGUUUUAUUAUAAUGUAGAGGCUGUUAUACUGAGACAAUUUGCAAUUG